Lathyrus oleraceus (garden pea) is the source of this 705-nucleotide messenger RNA. RefSeq lists its product as uncharacterized. Bases 1 to 705 code for a protein of 234 amino acids. NCBI's taxonomy places the organism in Eukaryota, Viridiplantae, Streptophyta, Magnoliopsida, Fabales, Fabaceae. The transcript is spliced from 2 exons. The record is from RefSeq and is a predicted model, not a curated record.
AUGAGAUUGAAGCAAAGAAGCUCAAAGAGGGAGAAAGUGGCUGAACAGGCACAACAAGCAAAAUUCAUCAAGAAAGUUGGAAAGGUAAAAGAGAAGCAGAUAAAAUGUCUUGUUACUACUGAUAAUUUAAGAGAGAAUUCAAAGAAUCACAAUGAUUCAAUCAAGAAAGGCAUGUUCAACAAUAAUUUAAGGAAGAAGAUUUACAUGAAGGAGGUGUCGUGUUAUAAUUUUCAAAAACUUAGCCAUUAUGCAACAUAUUGUUACCUAAAUAAGGAUUUGAUGACAAACGAUAUUGAAGAAGUUAAGUUUGCUCAUGCAGGAGGAAGUGACUCUGAUGAUGUGUUGUUAAUGGCCAACACUCAACCUAGUGAUGAUCAAGCUAAGAAGGUGAUCAGAUUUGCAGAUGGCAUGCAUAUCACAUUAGAAGGAAAGGGAAACAUAAUUGUGGUGAGAAAAGAUGGUAUGAAGGAUACCAUUUCUGAUGCACUGUAUGUUCCUUUUAUGACAUGUAAUUUGAUAAGUAUCAGUCAAUUACUUGCAAAAGGUUAUAACAUGAAGAUGGUAGUUAAUCAGAUGAAGGUGUUUGUUAGUGAAGGAAGAUUGAUCUUGCGAGUACCAUUCGUAGAAAACAAAACCUUCAAGAUUGAGAUCAACAUGGUUGAUCAUAAAUGUCUUUCUUCAACUGUAAAGGAAGACAAUAACUAG